AUGUUGAAAUCCUCUCUUUUGCUGUUGGCCUCGUUUAGUGCUGGCCUUGCUCAGUCGGCCACCCUUGAAGAGCUUUACCUUGAGAAUGCGCCCUCUUCUCCGCGCCCCUAUGUCAUCCCGCAUUAUGCCAACUCGCAUGCUGUCACUGUUGGGGACCAGCUGUACCGCUUCACCGUGACUGGUCCUUCUUCUGGUUAUGCCUUCACUUUGAUGAGCACAAAUGCGCCCUCCAGUGGUUCAUUGGGUGUCUUGCCGCACAUUCACCAGAAACACUAUGAAAACUUCUUCAACUUCAAGGGCCGUUUCCAGCUUUGGGCCCAGAAGGAUUCGAAUGAGCAACAGGCACGUUUGCUCACUCAGGGUGACUACGGAUCAGUCCCUAGGAAUACCACCCAUACCUUCCAGAUCUUAGAUCCCGACACUGAGAUGGUCGGCGUCAUUGUCCCUGGUGGCUUUGAAGAUCUGUUCUAUGCCCUCGGAACAAACUACACCUCGGGCACCGACACCCCCUAUGUUCCUGCCCACUCCAACAGCUCUUCCUCGCCAGACUCCAGCGUCAUUUCUUCAUUGCAAAGGUUUGAUGUCUACGCCAAGCUCGACUUUGAGCCGCGUCGCGAUUUCGUCAACGGCACUGCUCCCAUUGACAACUCCGAAUGGCACACCGGCGACAACUCCCUCGGCACGCCAGCUCAGCCCUAUUUCAUUGCCAACAACUACGGCCCCAAGUACCUCAACUCCAAGUUCGGAUACCAGGUCAUCCAGCCUCUGGUCACUCCUGCCCAGGCUCAGGAUACCAAUUACACUCUCUCGACUAUUUCGCUCAGCCGCCAGACCAAGGACAAUGCUCCCACUUACACUCUGCCUGGUGCUGCCGCCUUUGAGGUUCUCGAGGGUGUGCUCAUGAUCAAGAUCGGCGAUUACCCGGUCGCUACCCUUUUCAUGGGUGACGUAGCCUUCAUUCCCGUCGGUGUCUCGUUCACCUACUACUCCCAGGUGGCCUUCACAAAGGUCUUGCACGUCAGCAGCGGUAGCAAUGGCGUCGAUUCGCAGCUCAUCCAGAGUGGAAAGAGCUGGAACUAUCCCACUUUCCCCCAGUACUAA
Penicillium antarcticum is the source of this 1101-nucleotide messenger RNA. RefSeq lists its product as uncharacterized. The record is from RefSeq and is a predicted model, not a curated record. Bases 1 to 1101 code for a protein of 366 amino acids. NCBI's taxonomy places the organism in Eukaryota, Fungi, Ascomycota, Eurotiomycetes, Eurotiales, Aspergillaceae. The transcript is spliced from 2 exons.